Molecule: messenger RNA, 1293 nt
Organism: Penicillium olsonii
Lineage: Eukaryota; Fungi; Ascomycota; Eurotiomycetes; Eurotiales; Aspergillaceae
Source: the annotation of a GenBank genome assembly
AUGGCUUCCCCUAGUGAAAUUUCACGUUCUCAGGACGCUGGAGGCUCCACCGGAAGCUCCACCGGGUUUACCGGGUUCCUUACGGACCCCGCGGAGUUUGACAAAGACCCGCGCAUCUCUUGGUCACGACUUGACAACUGCUGGAUCUUGGAAAGAGAGGACGGCGAGGAGUUCAGAUUCGACACUGGUCUCAAGAGAUGGAUUCUUGAGGUUGACCCAGAGUUGAUUCGUCAGCAGCAGUCCGCAUACAUUCCCGAAGGUGUCGACGCAGAUGAUUAUGAAGAGCUUCACCCACGUGAGCGUCGUGCGCGUGCGCGCGCUUUGCAGCAGGCCCAUGCCAAGAAGCAGAAGAAGGAUCGUGUCAACACCGCCGUGUGGGUGACCCAAAUCCCGCUCGAUGCCGAUAGGGACGAGAUCUACCGUGUGUUUUCGAAGUGUGGAGUGAUCGCGGAAGAGAUCGACAGUGGUGAUCAUAAGAUCAAAAUGUACAAGGAUGAAGAUGGCAAUUUUAAUGGGGAGGCGUUGGUUGUUUUUUUCCGACCGGAGUCAAUCAAUCUCGCAAUCAGUUUGCUUGACGAGACGGAGUUCCGUUUCGGUGAAACUACCCCUGGUGGCCCCAUGCGGGUCAAGGAAUCAGACCCCUCGUACCUAUUGAAGAGGAAGGAGGGAGCGGAGAAGCGCAAGGUGAAUGCGAAUGACCAGAAGAAGAUCAUCGAGCGCACCCAGCGAUUGAACAGCAAACUCGCGGACUGGAGCGAUGAUGAUGCCCAGCCUCUCAAGAGGAAGGCUACCCGAGCUGAGCAUGUGUUGAUCUUAGAGCACAUGUUCACCUUGAAGCUCAUCGAGGAGGAUCCCGCCGAGAUCAUCGAGCUCAAAGAGGAAGUGCGUGAGGAGUGCGAGAAAUUCGGCGAAGUCACCAGGGUGGUCCUUUACGACGAGGAGCCCACUGGCAUCAUCACUGUCCGUUUCAAGGAUGCGCGAGACGCAGCCAGAUGUCGAGAGCGUAUGGAUGGGCGCCACUUCGGAGGUGCAACCGUGAGGGCCUACAUCAAUGAGAGCAGAACACUAUUCCGCAAAUCCGACAACCGAUACUACGGGUAUGACAGUGAACGCGAAGAGGAGGAACAGAGACGCCUCGACCGAUAUGGAGAUUGGUUGGAGCGAAACGAGCCCAAGGCGAAGAAAGCCAAGACGGAGGAAGCCAAGACGGAGGAAGUCAAGACGGAGGAAGUCAAGACGGAGGAAGUCAAGGCUGAUGAACCCAAGGCUGAUGCGCCCCAGACUCACGAGUGA